UAUAUCUGUUCAUUACUAUAUCAAUAGUCGGUAAAUAAUAAUCAAAUAGUCAUAAUUUGUAAACGAAUUUAUGCUUGUCAAAGAGUUCAAUAUGUUUCCUUGUUUAUUACUGUUUUUUAUUUUAGGUUCCAUUAAUGCUGACGAAGCACCUUUAAAAUGCGACUUCAACCGCAAAAACUGCAGUUGGUGGACUGACGAAAGUGCUGGCGGAAAAUGGGUAUACCACGACGAUAAGGGGAUUUUAGCCUUUUUUCAUUUCAACAAAGCCGGCGAAGCAAACUUGAUCUCUCCCAUUUACGACCAUGGUUUAGUGGAGGAUGGCUGUUUCACCUUGGAGUACGGAUUUUUUAUAGAAUUGAAUGCAAUACUUGCAACAGUCAGAGUGUACCAAGUGCCGGUGUCUCUAGGGGUGACAAAAUUACUCACAUCUACCGAAGAGAUAAAAAGGAAAUACAUUAUACACGAAUUAGAAAGUGUCAAUGUAAUAAAUGACACGAAUUUAAAUCCCGUCUCAAUGUUUCAUCCACAUUAUGCAGAAAAGUUCCAGAUUGUAAUUGCUUACAAACAAUUGGACAUCGUACAUUUUCUAAUAUCUAAAUUUGAAAUCCUUCGAGGACAAAAGUGCAUUGAAGCAGCCAACGCAGCCGUUACAAUUCUUCCUGGUUCUAUACAAACAUAUUAUGUUAACCGAAACAAAGACAUGCAAACAAUAACAACAAAAGAAACGUCAUCAACAACAACAGAAGAUUUACCACCAACAACAACAUCACCACCAACAACAACAUCACCACCUACAACAACAACUCAGUCGGCAACAACAGCGGCCACAGUCCCGGUGACAACAGUCUCGCCCACAGCAGUACCGCCACCAUCAUCAGCUCCGCUGUCAACAGCAAUGGGACAACAUUCAGGGCUAAACGGUACUCAGCCAAAAGUUGUAGAAUGGACGUAUCGAGUAUACUAUUAAUAAAUAAUUUUGUUUUGAAUUCUCCGAAUGGCAACUACAGAGACGAAAUCGAGAACUUCAGCCUAUUUUAAUAUUUUAAUGAGCAACUACAGAGCGUCCUCCUGUUGGGUAUAUCGAAGGACCGUAAUUAUAUAUAUGUUGCUGGUUCAGGGGUUGCGUUCUAUACCUAUAGUUGUGAUGAAAUCUGCAAUUACCAAUGAUUGACUCACCCAGUUGACCGGCAGAAAAACGGCUGGAACGUCCAAUGCUUCACUGACGGCGGGAUCCCUUUACAUGCACGGCACAAAACAUCACCCAGGGUGGUACAAAGUUUAUGUUUUCACGGAAAACAGCGGUAAAAAAGUUCUCGAAUUUUUAACACGCUGAGGCGGCUACGAACCGGCUAGCAUUCAGAGUGCUUCGUCACUACGCCGAUGGUGGCGACGCGUGCGUCGAUCAAUAUUGGCGGCAUUGGCGAAACUAGCCAAUCGCAAGCCGUCAGACGGGCGGUAGAUUCAAUAUUACCAAUCGCAGAAAUCAAAACAACUACAGAUUAAUAAUUAUCGAACAGAUAUGGACCGACUAGGACCAACGGCUCAACGUACUCUAUGAGGCACGGAGUUUAACACCGCCAACUUUCCAACUUAGGGACUUACCAUUACUGAGCAUUUCAGAUUAAAAAACCUAUUAGAUAAUCUUAGCUUACCCAUACAUAUAACUCACACCUAGCACUUUAAAAUCAGAAGCGUAAUAUAGAUGACGAAUAUUAGUAUGUAUGUUUUAUAAUUUUAAUAAAUAUAUAUGCGUAA
This is a messenger RNA of Bicyclus anynana (squinting bush brown), 1755 nucleotides long. RefSeq lists its product as uncharacterized. The transcript is spliced from 7 exons. The record is from RefSeq and is a predicted model, not a curated record. Bases 71 to 967 code for a protein of 298 amino acids. NCBI's taxonomy places the organism in Eukaryota, Metazoa, Arthropoda, Insecta, Lepidoptera, Nymphalidae.